AUGGACUACGUACUUGACAACGUGGUCGAGUGGAAAGACCGUCUGGUCAACAACUCGAUCAAGUCUUUCGAAGAGAUGACCGCCCAGCGCUGGGUUCGCAUCAUCGCUAUCGUGGGCGCAUACCUCCUCAUCCGACCAUACCUGCUCAACGCGGCCGCAAAGAAGCAGAAGCAACAAUUAGAGAAGGAGGCUGAAGACCUUGGCUUGGGGAAGACAGAUGCGUUAGACGCCAACGACUUCAGAGGCAAGGGCGUCAGGGUGAAGAAGGGCGAAGCGAAGAAGAAGGAGUAG
Molecule: messenger RNA, 291 nt
Organism: Alternaria incomplexa
Lineage: Eukaryota; Fungi; Ascomycota; Dothideomycetes; Pleosporales; Pleosporaceae
Exons: 1
Coding region: 1-291 (96 amino acids)
Biological process (GO): protein transport
Source: RefSeq, a predicted model, not a curated record